AUGAAAUCUCCUUUACAAUUUUCAUACUUAUGGCAAAUCGAGGUGGACGUGGAGGUGGCAGUUGCUAUAAGUGUGGUGAACCUGGGCAUUUGGCUCGGGACUGUCGUCAACCUAGGGCUGUUUGCUAUAAUUGCGGUCGCGAAUGCACAAACCCAACCAAAGAAAAAAAGUGUUAUAAAUGCGGAGAUGUUGGCCAUUUGGUAUAGUCGUGAAUGUUAUCAAGAGUCAGCGACGGGCACCUCUGGAUCAGAGUGUUACAAGUGUGGCAAAACGGGACAUAAAGCUCGAAAUUGUGACGACUCAUAUGAAGAUGACUAUAACGCGGAGUAUCGCACACGCGGUUCUAGUUCUGAUUGUUACAAGUGUGGAAAGCCAGGACAUAUAGCUCGAAAUUGUAAUGAUGAUUAUGGUGAAAACUCACGGAAGGGUGGUUCAAAUGGUGAAUGUUACAAGUGUGGAAAGUCGGGACAUAUUGCUAAAAAUUGUGAUGACUUUUCUGGGAAUUAUUACGACUCGCAAGAAUGUUAUAAGGCUUUAACUCUGGAUUUAAUAAUAAAACUUGUUACAGCUGUGGUGGUAUGUCAAAAUGAUUGUACAAAAGGUCAAAAAUGUUAUAAUUGUGGUCGAUCAGGUCAUCUUAGUCGAGAAUGUGAUGAAGCGCAAGGUUCAAAAGAAGGUCAUAUUCGCAGAGAUUGUCCAGAAGCGGCAAAAAAAUGGACACUUGAAGAUGUGGAAAUGGCAGAACAAUUCCUUUCAACUCAUAAUGACAAUUAUACAAAUUUUCCAUUUCACAAGGAAUUAUUUCUGAAAUUCAUCAAAGAAAAUGAUGGAUAUUUUCCAGUGAAAAUUGAAGCAUUACCAGAAGGAACUUGUUGUCAUGUGCAUACUCCAGUCUAUCAAAUUACAGCUGAAGGGGAAUAUGCACCUUUGGUUACAUUUUUAGAGACUUUGCUUACUAUGAUUUGGUAUCCAUCAACUGUAGCAACACUUUCACGUCGUGCACGUGAUAUAAUUGAAGAGGCUUUUGAAGACACAGUGGAUGAAGAUGGAUAUUUUCUCUUGGAAAGUCGAUUACAAGAUUUUGGAUUUCGUGGUUGUACAUCACUUGAACAAUCGAUUAUUGGUGGUGCUGCACAUUUGAUCAACUUUACAGGAACAGAUACAAUGAGUGCUGCAUAUUAUGUUCAAUACAAGAUUAAUAAUGGAAAACCUAUUGGAUUAUCUAUUCCUGCUACAGAACAUUCUGUAAUGUUGUCUCACAAAACUGAAAAGGAUGCUAUAUCACGAUUAAUUACUCAUUUCGGAAAUGGUGCAUUUGCUUGUGUUAUGGAUACUUUUAGUUAUGUUAAUGCAUUGGAAAAUAUUGUACCAGCAAUUGCUUCUCAAAAAAUUGAAAAGGGUGGUUUUAUGGUUAUCAGACCUGACAGUGGAGAUCAAGUAGAAGUUGGUGAUAGUGUUACUAUUCCAUCUUUAAAAGCUAUAUUAAAAGCUGUUAAAGAAGCCGGAUAUUCAGCACAAAAUGUUUUGUUUGGUAUGGGAGGUGGUCUAUUACAAAAAUUAAAUCGGGAUACUAUGAGUUUUGCUACUAAACUUAGUUACAUCAAAUAUGCUGAUGGAACUGAAAGAAACAUUAUGAAAAUUCCCACAAUGGAUUCAAAGAAAAUCAGUUUGCCUGGUGAAUUUGUUGUCAAAAGAAAUGAAUUAGGAGUCAAAAGUUGUCCACCUAAUGAUCCCAACAAUCUUUUACAUGUGGUUUAUGAUCAUGGUAAAGUUAUUGAAUGGGAUAAUUUUGAUAUAAUUAGAAAACGAGUUGCUAAAGAAUGGACAGCUUUACCAAAAGUCUGGAAUAACAUUAGUUCAGAACUUAAAUCAAAGAUUGAUAAAGUUACUCAGGAACUUAAAAUAAAAUAA
This is a messenger RNA of Diversispora eburnea, 1911 nucleotides long. Lineage: Eukaryota; Fungi; Glomeromycota; Glomeromycetes; Diversisporales; Diversisporaceae. The record is from the annotation of a GenBank genome assembly.